AUGGGGUACUGGGAGAGCAAAGACUAUAAGCUGGGAGAUGUAUUUCAGGCUGAACAAGAAUUUUGGGCAGAAGUGAGCACCAUAGGCAAAAUCAAUCACAUGAAUCUGGUAAGAAUGUGGGGAUAUUGUUCAGAGAAGAGACGCAAACUUCUGGUGUACGAGUAUGUAGAAAACUCGUCUCUUGACAAGCAUCUUUUUAGCAGGAAAAAUUUUCUCGGAUGGGAACAGAGGUUUGCGGUGGCACUGGGGACAGCAAAAGGUCUGGCCUAUCUUCACCAUGAAUGUCUAGAAUGGGUCAUCCACUGUGAUGUAAAGCCAGAAAACAUACUUCUUGAUGGGGACCUUCAACCCAAGAUUGCUGAUUUUGGGCUGGCAAAGCUGUUUCAGAGAGGGGGAGGACCAGGCUCGGAGUUCUCAAGGAUCAGAGGAACAAAAGGGUACAUGGCUCCAGAAUGGGCUCUGAAUCAACCAAUUACUGCAAAAGUGGACGUUUACAGCUACGGAGUUGUGAUCCUGGAGAUGGUUAAUGGGAUUAGGCUCUCGAAUUGGGCGACAGAUGAUGGUGACGAGCAAGAAGCGGAGCUGACCAAAUGUGUGAGGAUAAUCAAGAGGAAAAUUCAGCAAGGGGAGGAGUCCUGGAUGGAGGAUAUCGUGGACACAAGAUUGCAAGGGAAAUACAGUAGGAAGCAAGUGGCAACGUUAAUCGGGGUUGGUAUUUCCUGCGUGGAGGAAGACAGGAAGAAGCGGCCCACAAUGGCUUCGGUGGUUCAAACUCUACUAGAAUGCGACGACUAUACCACUCUGCCUCAGUAAAUCCUGUAGCUUCAGCUUGGAAUUGGAUGCCCGGCAUUUUUGUUCAACUGUAACUAGGAGGAAUAGACCGUGCAAGGAUGGAGAUGCCCAGUUUAGUAAAAUAAUUUGUACUAAUCCAAAAUGGAUCAUUAAUGAAAUUUGUUUGUUUUUGAUGGAUUUUGGUAACAAAUAAACCAAAAUAAAAUAUUGAACCAAAACUGAGCAAACUUUCAUCUA
Messenger RNA from Coffea eugenioides, 1029 nucleotides. Its product is annotated as putative receptor protein kinase ZmPK1. The coding region runs from base 1 to 813 and encodes 270 amino acids. Gene Ontology annotation, molecular function: ATP binding; protein kinase activity. The record is from RefSeq and is a predicted model, not a curated record. NCBI's taxonomy places the organism in Eukaryota, Viridiplantae, Streptophyta, Magnoliopsida, Gentianales, Rubiaceae. The transcript has 2 exons. Gene Ontology annotation, biological process: protein phosphorylation.